UCAACUAUGAAACCUAUUACUACCUACAAAAGACUGCUGAUCACGACCGUUCUGGUUACGUUUCGCGCGCGCACCGCUACGUCGAUGUCAGCCGAACAAUUAUCACAAAAGAAACCUCACGUCAUUCUCAUAGUCGCAGACGACUUAGGAUGGAAUGACGUGUCCUGGAACAACCCCAGUGUGGUCACGCCUCACAUGGACGCCCUAGCCAAAAAUGGGGUGAUACUGAAUCAAUCUUACGUUCAGCCAACAUGUACACCUACAAGAACGGCACUUUUGACAGGGAAGUACCCAUUCAGGUUUGGGCUUCAGAAGGGUGUCAUAGCAGCCACAGAGCCGAGAGGAGUGCCACUACAGGCGAAGAUGCUGCCAAAGUUACUGAAGAAGGUCGGCUAUGAGACCCAUGCGAUCGGAAAGUGGCACCUAGGAUUUUGUUCUUGGGACUAUACCCCAACAAAGAGAGGAUUUGACAACUUCUACGGAUUCUACAACGGGGCUGAAGAUUACUACAGACACACGAGAGAUAUUGCUGGGCGCCCAAGACGACAAACUGAAAAAAGACCACACGCCGAGGGAUUCUUGGACUUGAGAAACAAUACGACCCCUGAUGGAACGAAAAAAGGAAUUUACUCAACACAUCUGUUUGCAUCAGUCGCUGAAGAUAUCUUGAAGAAGCGCAAGUCCCAGGAUCCCCUGUUCAUGUACCUAGCUUUCCAGAGUGUCCACACUCCACUGCAGGUUCCUCGAAAUUAUUCCCAAGUCUACAGGCACAUCAAAGACAAAGAUCGAAGGACAUAUCUUGGGAUGGUAACUGCCAUGGAUGAAGCAGUGGGAAGGCUUGUCAAAGCACUCAAGAGAACUGGCCAUUAUAAGAACUCUGUCAUCAUCUUCACAACAGAUAAUGGAGGUUCCACCAAGAACGGGGCAAGCAACUGGCCACUUCGCGGAAGAAAAUCCAGCUUGUGGGAGGGGGGAGUGAGAGGGCCUGCCUUUAUUCACUCUCCAUUUCUACCAAAUCCAGGGACUAUUAAUAAUCAACUUCACUAUGCUGCGGACUGGUUCAGAACCAUCGUAGAUAUCACCGGAAGCCCCAGUCCCAAAGUUGACGGCAUUGGUCAGUGGGAUUCCAUUGCAGGACUCUCUGAGUCAACAAGAGACAGGAUUAUCUUUAAUAUGUACAGUGUUAAAGCAUUCAAAGCAUGCAUUCGGCACGGAGACUACAAGAUGCUGGUUGGACACAUGACUGGGGGUACCUGGGCCCCAUCUGCGGACAGUCCAAAUAGAUCCAGUCAUAAUGCUGGCAACAAAGUUCACAGACCUGUUUGGCCAAAUAACUGGCUGCCAGCCAUUUUAUCAGCAAGAAAUAACGACGAGCUCAAUGGUGGACAAAACACCUUCAAUGAUACUUAUGAAAGCAUCUCCAAUGAACUGUACACUGACGAAUAUGAUGAUUAUUCCCCUAAUGACACUGCAACUUCAACAGAUGCAAUUUCUCUGAAUUUCACGUCCAGAAACUUUGAGCUACAUCAGGAGAAUAAGCGAAAGGGAAAGCAGGCAAAUGGAGAUUUAUAUAUUCUAUGGAGAGUCCUCAAGAAACAUCCUAUGCUCAAGUGGCAGCCCAAAGUUUUGAAGAUUUUAGGACAGCAGAUGAGAGACUUUACCAAGAUCAGACUUUUCAACAUUAAAGAGGACCCAGAGGAAAGAAAUGAGCUAUCCACAACGCAGAUCAACAGACUCCAAACAAUGCUGAACUAUUUGUCAAGACAACUUCGUCACAUGGUAAGCGUGCCAGUGAAAAGGAACGUAAGAGCAGCACAUCCAAAAUAUUGGAAUGAAGUGUGGUCACCUGGUUGGUGUCAGGCAACAUCUUAACUAAAAUUGCUUAAACUCGGGGCACUUCUUCAAGGUUACUGGUGGUGAUUUCAGUCUACAGAACGACGUUUGGUCACCGUGCUAGUGUUAGCCAACAUUUUAAUGGAAGUUGUAGAAAGGCGGGGCACUUGUUCUGGGAUAUCUGCGGUGUUUUCAAUCUAAGCCUCUAAGGAAUAAAUUUCCUAAAUAUUUCAACUGUUCCUACCAGCUAAUGCUGAAGAGUGUUUUAAAAUAGUGUUUGUGAUAAUAUGUACAGUGAAUGAAGGCUUCAUUGUAUAAGUAAUCCUUCUGUAAAUAGUAUUGAUGUUGUCAGGACUAGUGACCACUAGUUGGUGUCAAAACUUCUACUCUCUGGAACUAUUAGAAUCUAUGCAGAAUACUUGCUAAGGUUUUUUCUGUUGGAAGUGAUUCUGGCUGUUAAAGUGUUUUAUUUAUUUAUUUAUUCAUUCAUUUACUUAAUUAUUAAGCAAAAAUGUAGUUAAUGUCAUAAAAAGUGUGAAAGGAAGAGUUAUUGGGUGCUAGGGAAACAACUACAGUUUAAGUAUGAAGCUGUAUUGGGUAUUACUAUACAAAUGUAUGGAAUUUUCCUCCUUGUUUUAGUUUAUACAUGAUAUUUUAUAUCCUCCAGUAUUAAGCUACAAAUAACCCAUUAAUAUUGCAUUAACUUUACCCUGGGAAUAAACCACGCCCUAAGGGAAUUAUAGAUAAUAAGUACUCCUACCCUAACCAGGAUUCAAGCCAAUGCAUUAAUAGGAUUAAGAAACUAGGAUAAUACUGACUUUAUCCACUUACUAUUUAUAACACCUUAAUUCGAAAUGGAUAGACUUAGACUGUCAGAAAUAUAAAGAUGUUAUUUUC
Molecule: messenger RNA, 2730 nt
Organism: Macrobrachium nipponense
Lineage: Eukaryota; Metazoa; Arthropoda; Malacostraca; Decapoda; Palaemonidae
Product: arylsulfatase B-like
Exons: 11
Coding region: 7-1872 (621 amino acids)
Source: RefSeq, a predicted model, not a curated record